GCUCCAUCUCUCAGUCUUAGCAGUAGUGGAUGACAUGGAAUCCAGUCGGCGGCGACCCCAACGAAAGAGCGCCAUACAUGUACCGUCUACCACGUACGUCAUCACCCUCUACACGUGAACCACCCACCGCGCAAACCCAACUUGAACCGAACCGACUUCGUGUAAAAGAUUGAGCGCUUGGGCGACAAUGAUGAGCGCUCUCUAGCUAGUGGGCUACAAAGGCGGUUCGACUAUCGCGACCAUGUCAUUCCAACAAGAGCCCUUCCGUCUCUUCGACACCCCGAACUACGGCUUCCCGCCCGAGGCUUUCGACACCUCUCUUCUGCCCGAUGUCGACGUUGAAUUUUUGGAUCAGGAGGACAUUCGCGCAUUCGAGCGUGCACUGCAGGCACCUGACCCUCUGCAAAGCCCCGUAGACGAGACUGGGAGCUUGCGCUCGUCACUGCGCAGUCCAUCCCCGGCCAUCACGAAGCGCAAUAGCCAGGCCGGUAGCGGACUCGAGGAGGAUGUUGGGGCUGUCGCACCAGGCGGCUUUGGACACGAUGGAGCCCAGCCGGCCAUAGCACCUACUUUCAUUACCGCCCAGAACGACUGGGCCCCUGUCAACUCAAAGAUCUACAAAAACAAGCGAGGUUCCAAGCGGAGGCGGAAUGGUGCUGCAAAGGGGGCCGUCGAAGGUCUGUUGGGGACGCGGACGAAAGAUGAAACAAGAGAGGGCUACUUUUAUCAAGUACUGAAGUGGCCGUUGCUCUUGUUUGUCGUUGCCUGGCUUGCAGGUCUCGGCCUGGCCUACCUGUCAACAAGGUUGUACAUUUGGGUCUACGAACACUUCUUCACAUGGCGAGGGAAGCGACAACAGCUCCGGAGCAAUAUGCGUCGGACAGCCAACUACAAGGACUGGGUAGCCGCUGCGAAGGAGUUGGACGGCUACUUGGGACGGCAAGCAUGGAAGGAGGAGAACUCGUAUGCCUACUACGACCACAAGAGCGUGCGAAAGGUCUGGGAGCAGAUGCGAAAGAUGAGAGCCAAGGCAGAGGGGCUCGAGAUGGGGAAGGGUGAUGGUGGUAAAACGGUUGAUGAGCUUAGAGUUUUGAUCGAGGCCUGCGUCAAGAAUAAUUUUGUUGGCGUUGAGAAUGCUCGACUUUACAGCCAGACAUACUACGGCACGAAGAAUCUGGUCCAGAACUUUGUGGACGAGACUGAGAAGAGCCUGAAGUUCAUGCUCAAAACGAAACAACUGACCCAGGACGAGAAGAGAGACCUCUUCAAACACGUCAACGCCAAUUUUGGCCGCACUGCGCUCUGCCUGUCUGGAGGCGCCGCCUUCGCCUACUACCACAUUGGAGUAGCCCGAGCACUCCUAGAUGCCGACCUCCUGCCCGACAUCAUUACAGGGACCAGUGGCGGGGCCUUGGUUUCGGCCCUUAUCGCAACCCGAACGAACGAGGAACUCGACAAACUGCUAGUACCUGCCCUUGCAUUCAAGAUCAAUGCCUGCGGCGAAGGUAUCACAACGUGGUUUCCUCGAUGGUGGAAAACUGGCGCUCGGUUUGACUCUGUAGACUGGGCGGACCGUUGCAGCUGGUGGUCUCGAGGGUCGACAACGUUUCGCGAGGCAUACGAACGCACGGGUCGCAUUCUCAACGUCAGCUGCGUGCCAGCCGAUCCCCAUUCGCCAACGAUUCUAUGUAACUAUCUGACAAGCCCGGACUGUGUUAUCUGGUCAGCUGUGCUGGCUUCAGCCGCUGUACCCGGCAUCCUCAACCCCGUCGUUCUCAUGAUGAAGACUCGCGAUGGAACGCUUGUGCCCUACUCAUUUGGCCAUAAGUGGAAGGACGGGAGCCUCCGGACAGACAUCCCGAUCAAGGCUCUCAACACUCACUUUAACGUCAACUUCACCAUUGUUAGCCAGGUGAACCCACACAUCAACCUCUUCUUCUUCUCUUCCAGGGGCUCUGUGGGCCAUCCUGUCACCCAUCGCAAGGGUCGAGGCUGGCGGGGCGGGUAUAUCAUGUCAGCCUUCGAGCAUUAUUUGAAGCUCGACAUGAACAAGUGGCUCAAGUUCAUCCGGCAUGCUGAGCUCCUUCCACGUCCUCUGGGCCAGGACUGGAGUCAGUUGUGGUUGCAGCAGUUCAGCGGUACGAUUACGAUUUGGCCCAAGUCGAUUCCUUCAGACUUCAUCCACCUCUUGACAGAUCCCGACCCGCCACGUCUUGCGCGUAUGAUACACGAAGGAAAGCAGAGUGCAUUCCCAAAACUUAAGUUCAUUGCGAACAGACUCAAGCAGGAGAGGCUUGUGGAGCAAGGACGACGAGAGACUCGUCCGUGGAUCAGAGACCGUACAUUACACAACAUUAUGAGUGAGGAAGAUUUGAGGAGUCUCCUGGUGGACGACAACGGCACAGGUAUGACGACGGAGGAAGACACCGAUGUUGAGGAUACUGGUUUGAUAAAGGAGAACGCAAAGGGGCUAGAGAUGACAGUGCUUGAGGAAGACGAUAGCGACGCCGAUGCUAAGGUAGCGCAGGGGGGUUGAUUGAUGGGACUUUACUGCACGUAGAAACAAGUAGAUACACGCGAACCAUGUGAGCUGGCAGCAAUCUUAGCCUGGCAAUGGUUCAACCUGGAGACUGGAAUCAAUUAGAAGACCUUCAGUUAUAAUGCCAGGACGAGGCGUUUUGACACGGUGUCGCGAGCUGGAAGGCGCCCUGACGUCGGUGGGGUGUGGGUCCCGG
Molecule: messenger RNA, 2735 nt
Organism: Emericellopsis atlantica
Lineage: Eukaryota; Fungi; Ascomycota; Sordariomycetes; Hypocreales; Bionectriaceae
Product: acyl transferase/acyl hydrolase/lysophospholipase
Exons: 2
Coding region: 242-2536 (764 amino acids)
Biological process (GO): lipid metabolic process
Molecular function (GO): triacylglycerol lipase activity
Source: RefSeq, a predicted model, not a curated record